Molecule: messenger RNA, 2141 nt
Organism: Phacochoerus africanus (Common warthog)
Lineage: Eukaryota; Metazoa; Chordata; Mammalia; Artiodactyla; Suidae
Gene: PGLYRP4
Product: peptidoglycan recognition protein 4
Exons: 9
Coding region: 406-1530 (374 amino acids)
Biological process (GO): peptidoglycan catabolic process
Molecular function (GO): N-acetylmuramoyl-L-alanine amidase activity; zinc ion binding
Source: RefSeq, a predicted model, not a curated record
CAGUGAGGAGGCACCUGGGCUUAUUCACAGGGCGGCUCCCCUGCUGUCAGCACCCGUCUGGUCUCACCGAGUUCCUCAGGGUGCUGGGGGCUGUGGACAGAGCGGCUCUGAGCCCCAGAACCUGGCCCUCCCUGUCUCGCUUUGGUUAAGGGCUCCUGGUCUUUCUGUCCUUUCUGGAAAGCCAGGGCCCAGGCUCCCGUGCCUUCUAGUGGCGGGGAGGGUGAAGGCCGGAGGAGGCCGCGUCUGGAGACGGAGGGCGGGGCCAGAGGCGGAGCCUGGAGGGGAGACCCUGCCAGCCAAUGAGGGGUGAGCCGGCUGCAGCCUGAAGUGUGGGGCUGGGACAGCAAGGGACCCACAGGGUCGAGGACCACACUGUCCCUGUCUGUGUCCUGGGACCACGUGAGGAUGCUGCAGUGGCUUCUUGUCUUCCCUGCUCUGGGCCUUGGGGUCUGGGGUAAUUCCUCCUGGGAUGAAACACAAGCUAAACACCAGUCAGAGGGGCCUCAGGACCUGUUCGGCAACAUCUCCCAGCUCAUUGAUAAAGGCAGACUGGGUUUUGAUGGCGUCUCCACCGUGGUCUCUCGCAAGGAGUGGGGGGCGGACACUGUUGGUUGCUGUGCCCCGCUGGCCCUGCCAGUGGACUACCUCAUCAUGCACCAUGUCCCUGGGCUGGAGUGUCACAACCAGACCGGGUGCAGUCAGAGGCUGCGGGAGCUGCGGGCACAUCAUGUGCGCAAUGGCUGGUGCGACGUGGCCUACAACUUCCUGGUUGGGGACGAUGGCAGAGUGUACGAAGGUGUCGGCUGGACCGUGCAGGGCGUCCAUACCCAGGGCUACAACAACGUCUCCCUGGGCCUUGCCUUCUUUGGCACCAAGGAGGGCCACAGCCCCAGCCCUGCCGCUCUGUCGGCUGUGGAGGGCCUGAUCUCCUCUGCUGUCUGGAAAGGCCACCUGUCCGCCAUGUAUGUCCAGCCGCUUCUUGUGAAAGGCGAGAGCUGCCUGGACCCUCAGCAGAAUGCAAGUCACAAGGAAGCUUGCCCCCUCAUUGUCCUGCGGUCUUCUUGGGAGGCCAGGGGGACCCACUGCCCCAAGAUGAGCCUGCGGGCUAAGUACGUCAUCAUCAGCCACACCACUGGGCGAACCUGCAACAGGUCGGAUGAGUGCCGCGUGCUGGUCCAGGAUAUCCAGUCCUUCUUCAUGGACAGAUUGGACUCGUGUGAUGUUGGAUAUAACUUCCUUGUGGGCCAGGAUGGUGUCAUCUAUGAAGGAGUAGGCUGGAGUGUCCAAGGCUCCCACACCCCUGGCUACAAUGACAUCGCCCUGGGCCUCGCCUUCAUGGGCACCUUCUCAGAUACUCCGCCCAAUGCUGCAGCGCUGGAGGCAGCUCAGAACCUGAUCCAGUGCUCCGUGGUCGGGGGGUACCUGGAUCCCAACUACCUGCUGGUGGGGCACAGUGAUGUGGCCAAUGAUCCAUCUCCUGGGCGGGCUUUGUACAACAUCAUUAAGACUUGGCCUCAUUUCAGACACUGAGGGAGCCCCUGCUUCUUCUGAGACCACCCCCUCUCCCCAAGCCUGGCUGCGGGGCCUCCCUUCCUUACCCUCCAUCCGGGCUCAACACCUGUAUCCCCUCCCUGCCAGCCCCGUCCUGUCCCUCUGUCUUGGGCUAGAAUCAUCCUCUCCUGCCAGCAUCCCCCAGCAUCCCCCAGACCCCAGAGCAGAGCGGGGCAUUCCCAGCCCUCUGAGUCUGGGCCCAGACAUCCCCGCUCCUCGCCUUGCUCUCCCCUGGCACCUAGCUCCUCAGCCAAGGCAGACGAUGACGGGCUGGCCCUGUUUGACUUCUUCAUCCCUUUGUGCUGCCCUCCCUGGUGUGCCUUCCCCUGCUGUCUGCCUGGCGGUCCCCAGUCUCCCAGGUCCGUGUCCCAGCCCCUCCCCUCUGCUCACACUGCCUUGUCCACAUUUGGAUGCAGCCCUUAUUUCAGGUGGAAAUUGUGUCGAGACACGGCUACGCUCUCCACUGGAUUGUGAGGUUGUCCAGUUUCAUUCAUGUCUGUGUCCUCAGUUGUUCAGCCGUGUCUGGAAUCUAGCAGGUGCUACAGAUGUCUGUUGGAGAAAUGGAUGAAUAAACGAAUGAAGGGACCAGG